Messenger RNA from Arachis duranensis, 1050 nucleotides. RefSeq names its product protein FAR1-RELATED SEQUENCE 5-like. The transcript has 4 exons. The coding region runs from base 1 to 1050 and encodes 349 amino acids. The record is from RefSeq and is a predicted model, not a curated record. Lineage: Eukaryota; Viridiplantae; Streptophyta; Magnoliopsida; Fabales; Fabaceae.
AUGGCAGAAUCGCAAGAAGAACGUGUUUCAAGCGAGGAUCCUCCUUUAUGCACUUCACCUAGCCGAAAUUCAUUAAUGGAGGUCGAUAUAGUGGAACCGCUAGAUUGUGUAGCCUCUGACGUUUCAGAGAAUUUUUCAUACGAACAAGAAAACUUAGCCGGCGAUGUCGCAGGCCAUGGUUUUAAGUCGAACAAGGCCACGCAGUUGUCGGAUGUUACAAAUGUUGGAAGUGAAGAGAUGGAGCUUGUUGAUGAGGUAUUGGACUCUAGAUUACUUUGUGUACUCAUAAUGUUCAUGUUUGAUUUGAUAACUAAUGCUGGAUUUGCAACUAAGAUAAGGACGACAACAUUUGAUAAGAUCACAAAAGCUCCCAUUAACCAAGCUAUACACUGUAAUCGCGAUGGGAUCUGCGAGUCUCGUGCUAGAGCACCAACGUGGAAGAAUACGAUUUCAGCUGCUGGGUGCAAGGCAAGGAUAUAUGUAAAGUUUGAUAAAGACGUGCAAGACUGGGUUUUGCUCAAGGUUGACUUGACACACUCUCAGCCAUGUUCACCGAAAAAGGCAGUGCACUACCAUGAGUAUAGGCAGCUGACCAUGCAUGCGAAGUGCGUGAUCGAGGAUAAUGAUGAGGCUGGAAUUCGACCAAACAAGACAUUCCUUGCUUUGUCAAAUGAGGCUGGUGGCCCCUCUAACUUGGGAUUCUCAGAGAAGGAUUUAAGAAAUUAUAUAACAGCAAGGCUCCGAAAUAGCAACGUGAAUGCGAAUGUCAGGGAGAUGAUGAGCUACUUCAGGAGAAUGAAGGACAUCAAUCUGAACUUCUUUUAUGCAGUGGAGUUGGAUGAUGAGUGUAAAUUCAAGAGUGUAGUAUGGGUCGAUGCAAGGUGUAGGGCAUCGUAUGAAUACUACGGAAACGUUUUGUCAGUUGAUAGCACUUACAGAAGGAAUAGGCAUGGAUUACCGUUUGUGUCGUUCGUUGGGGUCAACCACCAUGGUAGGUCGACCCUCCUCGGUUGUGCUUUGUUGGGGAAUAAGGAAAUCACAAGUUAUUAG